Messenger RNA from Pisolithus orientalis, 2180 nucleotides. RefSeq lists its product as uncharacterized. The record is from RefSeq and is a predicted model, not a curated record. Gene Ontology annotation, cellular component: nucleus. NCBI's taxonomy places the organism in Eukaryota, Fungi, Basidiomycota, Agaricomycetes, Boletales, Pisolithaceae. The coding region runs from base 73 to 2046 and encodes 657 amino acids. The transcript has 6 exons. Gene Ontology annotation, molecular function: RNA binding.
CAAAUCUUGACGACUUUCCCCUUCCUUGCAGCUCACAGUAACCUUUCUACAGGCAACGUAUGACCGCACGUCAUGUCGGCCCUCGAUGAGUUUGAGAACACCCUGAAAGAUGUCGUGAAUGCAAAGCGACUUUCAGCGUCGAAAAUGACCAAACUGACCGAGAUCGCUAUGAAAACUCUCAAGGAUGAUGCCAAGCUCGUUGCCAUACUCUAUAGGACCCAUAAGUCGCUACCUGAUUCUGCCAAAGUUUCUAGCUUGUAUGCGUUCGAUGCCUUGGCCCGUGCUGCUAGAAGCUCGGUAACCAAACAUGGUUUAACGGCUGAUCCCAAUGCGGGAAAAGGUAACGCUGCGACAUUCCUCCUAAAGAUGGAGGGUGUCUUGGAAGGCCUCUUCCGAGACAUGAUUGCGAUAAACAAUGCCGAAGUCAAGGAAAAAACGAAGAAAGUUCUAGACAUAUGGAUCAAAUCAAAUACAUUUCCAUCGACCAUACUGACGCGAUUGAGGGAUAUGUUAACGGACGUGUCAAAAGAGUCCGCCGUAAACUCAACCUCGCCCGCUCCACAAAUUGCUGUCGAAGCGCUCGGACAGUCCACGACCCCAGCUUCGUCCCUCUCCACACCGGCUACAUUGAAUUCUAACGUUCAGGCAACAUUGCUCUCAUUACUCGGCCAAGCUGCCCAAGCCACUGCCCAAAGCCCUGCCAACAGCCAAACCUCUCAAAAUGACGCACCACCGCAACUCGGACAAGCGCAGCUCGCGUUGUUGCAACAAUUAGCUUUGACUGCCAAGCUUGGAGGUGUCGCACAGUCGCAGCCUGCGGUAUCCGUCGUCGGGGCCCCGAAACUCAAUGGACAAGGAAGCAUACCGCCAAACAUGGUGUCAGACACCUUCCAUUCCCCUUCUCUACCACCCUUAGGUUCACACCUUCGUCCUGGUUCAAACCAUGGAGACCCGCGGCACGGUGGAUCUGGUUAUUCCGAGCGCCUGAAAGAUCGGAACGAAUAUUUUGAUGACCGUCAUUCUCACCGUGGUAGUUAUCGUGGUGGCUAUCGUGGUCGUCGGGAUAGAUGGGAAGACCGCAGCCGUGAUCCCUUCAAACAGAGAGACAGAGACAGGGAUCCAUCGUCACGACCUAGAAAUAGUCGCUCACGCAGUCCACGCAGAUCUGAACGGCGCGACGGUGGCCGCCAGCACAGUCCACCUCGUCGCCAUGUGAGCGGUAAAGACCAAUAUCAUGCUGAACCUCCUAGUUCGGCUGCACCUGAAGGAGGUAAAGACGAAUUUGGACGAGAUCUCAGGCCGUCUUCGGCCUCUCCCCCUAGAUCUGUGUCAGUCGAUGACGCGACAACCCGAGAUCCAAUGGUUCCAUCUGUAGAUCCUGCAUCGGCAGCUGCUCCAGAUUGUCGUAUACCUGUAUCAGACCAGUUACCUUCGGUAGCUGCGAAUACACCUGCGCAGAGUACUGAGACGCAUGCCUCGAGUUCAGCGGCGUCAAAGGAGGAGCAACAAGGUCUUGAUCAAUUUGAUAUCACAACUUUUGAUGUUACCGCUGCCUCGUCGUGGGAAGCACUAGGAAACAUGUGGAAAACUACUCGUGGCUACCUCCCAUCACAAGAAGAGCUCAUGCAGUUUGUCUUGGCUAGUGGUAUGGGUAUGGCUAGCACUGCUGCAAAUAGUCACCACGACGACUCCCAAGGAGGCCAGUGGGGAGCCGGGUGGGCUGGUCAGGGAACGAGAGGAAGCGGAGGGUGGCGAGCAAGGGGACGGGGCUACAUGAAUGGCGGACGAGGCGGCUACACUGGUCACGGGAACUACCGAGACGCGGGGCAACACUCGAAUGCAGGUCAAUCUCAAUACUCAGAUGCCGUUGUCCUCGGCGACAACGUCAGCACCAUGGAAUUCGAGGUGGACCAACACUCGAUUCCAGGAGAACAAUCUGAUGUACACGAUAACGAAUCGAAAUCAGGGGACACAGAAGCGCGCGGGGCGGGUCGGAUGCAACGUGUUGGGGAUAAGUGGGUGUUUGUGAGAGAAGCUGGACCUUGAUCUCCGUCAGUAUAGCAUAAUACACUUCUACCCUAUAUUGCAAUAUUAGGCUUGUGUUUCUUCUUAGCAUUUUAUAUAUGUUGCUCUGAGCGUUGUCCCAACUAGUCAGAAAUACACUUGGAUAAGUGAACUAU